This is a messenger RNA of Plenodomus lingam JN3, 1650 nucleotides long. RefSeq lists its product as uncharacterized. NCBI's taxonomy places the organism in Eukaryota, Fungi, Ascomycota, Dothideomycetes, Pleosporales, Leptosphaeriaceae. The record is from RefSeq and is a predicted model, not a curated record.
AUGGUCGCGAUACCCAAAUCAUGGCUUGCGUUGACGCUGCUGUCCCACAGCGCUUUUGCAAGGCGCAACGUGCAGAAGCGCAACGAUACGCAAAGCCAUGCGACCAACCUGUUGCACGAGUCGAUGGACUGGAUGGACAUGUAUUAUGACCAUGAGAAAGGAUAUCUGUUUAACCUUGAUGCGACGGCAUUGACGCAUGAUACAAGACACAGUGUCUGGUAUGCGGCGGGUUUGUUGGCUCGCAAUGAGCCGGAUGAUGUUGAGCAGGCAGUGAGGAUUGUAGAGAAUGUCAUUGGGGCGCAAAUCAAGAAUGAGAGUCAGCAGUGGUUCGGAGACUACCAAAUUUACCCUGAAGAGCCAACGGUCGGAACAGAACAGUAUCCUGCAGUCAUCUAUAAUUCUUGGGAUCCGAACUGGCGAGGUUUCAUCGGCACUACAUUUGUCGUCAUGCUGGAAGAAUUCUCACAUCUCAUUCCUCAGCACACUCGGGAUUACAUGCUAGAGAGUCUAUUUAACACUACUAUCGGCGACAGCUAUCGCGUCGGCGGUCUCGAUGACGAUAAUCUAUAUCCUGCCUACAGCAAUCCAUCAAUCAUGCGGGCUUUCGUAUCAGGCUGGGUGGGACGACGGGCAAACGACUCGAACAUGACUGUCGCGGGCGAAGCAUACGCAAAAGAAGUCAUUGACCUCUUCACCCGCGACAACACGCUUUCCGAGUUCAAUUCGGGGACUUAUGCAGGCGUUUCUCUGUUCGCGCUGACGCUGUGGGCGAAGUAUAUGCCACAGGAUAGUCUCAUGGGCCAGUAUGGAGGAGAGAUGAUCAAACAUACCUGGACAUCUUUGGGCGAGCUAUACAAUGCGAACAUGAAGAAUGUAGCAGGACCAUGGGACCGAAGUUACGGGUUCGACAUGAACAAGUACUUGAGUAUCCUGGCGUUGCAGAUGUGGACGCUUGUUGGCAAGGAGGAUGCACCUGUGGAUUCAAAGCCAUACGCAAUGGGCCACAAAAAUGACUUCGCCAUUUCCCCCCUCAUCGCCAUUCUCGCCCCCUUCCACAACACUCUUGUUCCCAACACGACUCUCUCCGCCCUCACCAACUUUCCCGGCCCGCAUACCGUCACCACCUCCGCAUUCUCACCUCCCUACGACACCUACCCCCGCAACAUCACCGCCUGGAUAUCUGACAACCUAACCAUUGGCGCCGAGUCAUUUUCCGAAACCGUGGUUGGUGGUCCGGCGAGAAACCAGAGGAGCUUCAAUCCUGCAGUUGUGCAGUGGGGAAGGAAGGACGGGAGUGUAGGAUGGAUGAGCUUGUACGCGCAAACCAAGGCGCUGGAUGUGCAUGUGCAAGAACGUUUGCUGGAAUUGAGUUAUCCGGAGGGUAACAGCAGUGAUAGUGGGUUUUCAUUUUUAGUGGGGACGAACGGGUGGGGUGGCAAGAGGGAUGUCAGGGGAUGGGAGGAUGUGGAGGGGGUGAAGGUCAACGUCACGGGGUCUGUGGAUGCAAACUACACCGUCACGUUUAAUGGGCUGCGCGGUGGGGCGGGCAGUGUGAUCAACGAUUUUGAGUUCUGGAACUUCACGUAUUUGAUGCCGAAGGGAAGCCAGGAUGUACCUCGUGUGAGGCUAGAGAUUGAGCUUGAUCAAUAG